Molecule: messenger RNA, 1381 nt
Organism: Macrobrachium nipponense
Lineage: Eukaryota; Metazoa; Arthropoda; Malacostraca; Decapoda; Palaemonidae
Exons: 7
Coding region: 119-1381 (420 amino acids)
Biological process (GO): positive regulation of Notch signaling pathway
Cellular component (GO): nucleus
Source: RefSeq, a predicted model, not a curated record
UUGUGGUGGUGGAGAGCCGUUGCAAACGUUAACUUGGCUACUACUACUGCUGCUACUAACACGCAGGCUCGCAGCACCAACUCGUGUCUACCACAAAUUCGUAUUGGUGAUUGACUGAAUGAAGAUGGAGAGUCAAGUAGAUGACUGGAAUAGGGUAAAUAUUGCUGCUCCUCCAUUUACAACACUGCUAUAUUCAUGGAAUGAGGAUAGUGAAGUUUUGCGUAAUUAUCUACCUAUUUGGAAAGAGAGCUUUUCAUGCCUUAACACAUUUUACAACAAAGGUCAAUAUUCCAAUUUCUUUAAUGAGUGUUCAAUUCUUAAUGGAUUAACACUCUUCCAUAAACGACACAGGAAAGAGAAGUUCUAUAAUCUUUUGUUAAAGAUAAGGAAGUGUGUGGGAAGGCUGAAAAAAGGUCAGAUUUUUCGUACAGUGUCAAAAAUUUUGCAAAUGGUGCCAGUCUAUGAAAACCGUGAAGGGAACGUUCGUUUACCUACAAGGCAGUUGUUUGAGUAUUUGCUGAUCAGAAUAUUUGGGAUAUUCCAGCUGCUGCUCACAAUUGACGAUCUGUGCCUUGCGGUUGGAAAGAUUCUUAUUGGAAAUCUCAAAAGAGGUUAUGACUACAAGGCUGCAUUGGCAUUUCUCCCAGCUGUAGCAAGACUAAGAGUGCUCACUCUUUACUACGCUCAACAUCUGGCUUAUUUGUAUGAUGAAGUUUUCCCGACUCUUCAGUACUUGAAAGGUCGUCCAAGGUUCAGCUUGAGUCAGAGUUCAUCUCUAUCACAAGAACUGAUAGAUCACUGCCAAUAUGAAAAGGAUGAGGAUACAAGGAGUGUAACUUCACAGAAGAUUGAAUCAGGAGUUUUGGAUAUUUUUGUGGAGUCCAAAGAGAUGCCCCUAGAAGUAAGUGAUAUAUUAUCAAGAUUUGGAGAGAAAUUUGGUUUUAAGGUAUGCAGUGAUGAUGACAAGGAUGAUAGUUCAAGUGAUGAAACACAUGAUACAAAUUACCUUAAGAAUGUGAGUGGUUUUACACCAAAAGUUGAGGUUUCAAAAAAAGUUAUGGGUCUUUCUGAACCUCAAACAAAGAAAGAACUAAAACUUUCGGAGAAGGAGAAAGAUCUUAUAAGUCUACUUGAUAUUCUUAAUGAUAAUCUGGAUGAGAAUACAACAGGGUCUACUUUAAAUAGUCAUGAAUACAAUGAAAAAUCAGAGAGUAAGACUAAGAGUUCAUUACAUGUCGACUCUUUAAUGAGGUCAGAAGAUCUUGGGGAAAUCAUUGAUAGUAAUAAAACAGGAAAUAAAAAGAAGAAAGAUAAGCAAAAGAAAAGAAAGAUUAGUGAAUGUGAAGUUUCUGGUAAGAAUGCAGUUGAGGAAAAAGGGUGA